Molecule: messenger RNA, 1333 nt
Organism: Pseudogymnoascus destructans
Lineage: Eukaryota; Fungi; Ascomycota; Leotiomycetes; Thelebolales; Thelebolaceae
Exons: 2
Coding region: 211-1074 (287 amino acids)
Source: RefSeq, a predicted model, not a curated record
CAACCUUUCUUAAGGGACACAUUCCUUUCGACUUUUUUUGUUUCUUUCUUUUUGUCUUUUUCGUUGCACAUGCCAUUGGUACCUAAUUAUAGGUAAUACGAGGACUCUAGGCGUCAAUAAAACCACAAAACCAGCCAUAUUUCAUGAUCCCGAUCGCUCCUCUCUUUAUUUCUUAUAACUCAGGCCUCCUGGCCGUACCGCUCUCUAAAUAUGCACCACCACGGCAGCUUUCAUUUCAGCGAGAUCAUCAAUCAACUCAUCUCCGACAUUGCACCGUUCUCCGGCCUCAUCCUAACAAUAACCGCUUGCGUCCUCGCCAUCAUCCGCCUCUACCUCCUCGACCUUGUCAUCGUCCCUAAAGCCUACUCACCCCAAAUCCUUCAGUCUCUCAGUAACGGCCAACGUCGCAGCUUCGUUAACCACCACGUCGCCGCAGGCACCAAAAUCCUCCUCCUCAUUGUAACGGCCUACCCCUUACUCGCGAUUUUCACCGGCCAUGCAACACCACACACACAUUUCGUUAAGGGCUCGUCAACGACCCUCGGAGAUGUCAUGAUCGUCUCUUCUCAGAUCUUCACCGUCAUGUAUAUCUUCGAGCUCUUCUACCGCGACAAGGUCUCUCCGAUUAGCUGUGCCCAUCAUGUUGGCGCGAUUAUUAUUGCGCAGGCAGCUGUGGCGAUGAGUAUCAAUUUCGAUCAUGAAAGCGAUGCUGUGUUCGAGUUUCUUCUUUGUUUCGUCUGGGGAGCCUUUGACGUAUUCGCCGAACUCUGGCCUCAUAUCGCUAUGAUCAUCUACCGCAUCCACAACUCUAACCACCUGCUGCUCUCCCGAAUCCUAUACACGACCAUGGCCCUCGAGCUCCUCGGAACCAUAAUUGAAACAGUGAUUGUCAUGUGGUUGUUUGGAAGCCUUUGGGACAAAUGGACGCUAUCACUCAAAGUCGCGACACCGAUUCUGCAUGUGCUUUUCUCUGCGGCGCAACUCUGGGGGGCGUUGAUUUUUUACAAGAUGGGUAAGGAGCAGCAGUUGAAAUACGAAAAGGAUACAAUGGUUAGUCCAGGGGAGGAAUGUUAAGAACAAUCACGACUUGCCAUUAUUCCAUAUAGCGAGGUAAUAAGUCCUGACGGUUCACCACUCAAGAGAUUGAUGGGGCCUGGCUAGGCAGUUGAUGACCUACACAAAGAGCGGAGUGAAGAAUUAUGAUUGAGCCUUCAUGGCAGAAUAUCUUCUUAUGUGCACACAAAGUUAAUGAGAGGGAUAUUCGAGAAUCAAUACAGCUUUUUUAAAAUAUCAACUUCGCCACGUUAAGCCUACAAGUCUUGAGUGCAAGUAA